CCUUAUUCAUGCACAAAACGACUUUUAUAGUUGAUGAUGAUUUGUGACUGCUUCUCGAUUUGUUCACAUAUCAAAAUACCAAACAUUAAUCCGUAAACUUAUGGACAUCAAACAAUAUCACUCUCUAUAAAGGGUACACACUUUAAUCAAGCAAAUAUUUGAAACACGAGGACUUAAUACCUCCAAGAGUCAAAUGGACGCCAAGAAAGUAGCUGGGCGAGAUUGUCGUAAUCUCUAUUUAACAUGUAAACAUGGUGUAAUGACCAUAUACGAAGUUAUUCCAAUUUAAUGCAACGCUGUGAAAGUCAUUUCGCUACAUUUGGGAGGAUUCCGGAUAGCUCUCGAAAAUAUUGUAAAAAAUUGGUAAAUAAGAAGUUUAAUAUCAAGUUAUUAUCUUUAUGGUGUCAAAUAAUACAUAAAGUAAUAAAAUUUGUCGAAAGGAGCCGGAAAAUUCAUUUGUAUUGACCGAUAAUAACAAAUGCAAAUUUCACAAUUUUUGACGGGUAUAGGAAAUAGAAAAACAAUUUGGCAAACAAAGAAAUGGAAUAACGUUAAAAAGAGAAGUGCCGAAAAGAAGAUACAAAGGGAAAGCAACAAAAGCGGUGAACACGGUUUUCAUUGCAUUGCACGGAAAAUAUAUGUGCAGCAAAUAUAAAUGAAGCGAAAUUGAAAUCGGUAUAGCCAAGUGUUCGUAAACCCAGUAGUUGUCUAUUUAAUGCGAGUAGGAGUCGGAAGGGGUAGGCAAUGGUGAUUAAAACGUCGCAUUAAGAACAUUUUCUAAGGAGCAGGGAAGAACGUCCAACUUGAUUUUUGCCGCUUUGAAAAAAUCAUACAUAUUUGCAACGAACAAAGAAGUGCUCACAGAAGGACCUGAACAACCUGAAUUAAUGCAUUGAAUCAAGUAGACGAGAAGUAUAAGAAAAUAGCAACAAAGGAGUGCAGAUCAGUGAUCGAAAUAUUCGUGGAUUUCUUCAGUUUAUACCUGAACCCAUAAAAUUUAAAGUUCAGUAAAUAUCUUCUGGCGCUGAAACCAUGGCUGAUCCUGAGAAGCAGAGCUUGAUUAACAAUGAGGAGACCAAUAAUACGUACUCUACAGGUCAGCCUAGUGCUGUAGUGGGCAGUGUUGAGGGCGGUGAAGCAGGUGCGGCUAUUAUUGCUGGAGCAAAUUCAACUGAAGGCGGUGUUUCCCAAGCAAAUGUUCCGUUUGUGGGUCCCGAUGAAUUGCCACCGCCAUAUCAGGCAAACACUGGAACUGGUGUACCAAUGGUUACAUGCAGGGUGUGCCAAAACAUGAUCGAUAUUACGACAAAAAGGGAUCAACAUGUAGUGAAGUGCAGCCACUGCAAUGAGGCAACUCCAAUACGUAAUGCCCCUCCUGGCAAGAAGUAUGUGCGUUGUCCAUGCAACUGUCUGUUGAUUUGUAAAAGUUCAUCGCAGCGCAUAGCUUGUCCUCGGCCUAAUUGCAAGCGUAUUAUAAAUUUAGCACCGAGUCCAGUUACCCCACCCGUACCGGCUAUGCCAGGAAUGUGCCGUGUAACAUGCGGACACUGUUCAGACACAUUUUUGUUUAAUACAUUUCACAAUGCAUUGGCGCGUUGUCCCCACUGCAGAAAAGUUUCGUCUGUAGGAUCGCGUUUCGCUUGCGGACGUAGUAUUUUAUUCGCUAUACUAGGACUGCUAUUUCUUAUUGCGGGCAUCGGGAUUACUGUUGGCACGUACAAGUAUGCAAAGGAUCACGGCGGUAUCGUUAUUGCUUAUAUUGGCCUAUUUCUGAUUGCAGCCUUUUUGGGUGCACGUUCUGUUUAUUAUUUCCGUUUAAAAGUAAGCGCCAUAGAUGGUCCGAUGUAAGGGCGUAUUUAAAUGUUUUUGUAUCAUUCCUUUCGAUAUUAACAAAACAAACAACCCAACAUAAACACAUUAAGCAUAUUAAAAAGCCAGAGGAGAUAGAAUGAAAAAGCAGGUAUAGAUACAUAAAAGAAACUACUUAUUACAGACUACAUUCACUAAUGAAUAAUUCUUAAAACACACCGUAAAAUGCAUAGUUCACCACUCUAAAUAAAUAUGCAAUCGAACAAAAAACAUUGCAUUAUAAUUAAUUAUUCGAACCGGGUAAAAAUAAUAAUAUUGUAUUAAUGUAGUUCUAACGCAUGUAACACGCUGCGUUAACAUAAAUGAUAAAUAUUUGAUAAAUCCACUAAUGCAAUACCCCUUUUUGUACAACGUAUAUCUCAACAGUCAAACAUGAAGAAUGUAGGAAAAGUCUUACUUAAUGCGCGCCUAAAUAUUUAUGCAGAAUAUGUUGUUAAAAAGAAAACACAAAGAAAGACAACUUUUUACGUAAUAAGUUCACAGUUUUUUUUAAAUAGUUUGGUCGCUUGGAAAAAUUCACUUUGUUUGGAUAUGGUUCUGCUUUGCUUAUAAAUUACAAUUUUUAUCAUAAAUUAUGAUUUUGUAACUUUUGUAAUUGUAUUUGUACGUAAAUGUUUUUAUUCCCUGGCUGAAUUACAACAAAUAAUGUUGAUAUGCGGUGCAUACGCGAUAGAUUAUAAUUAUUCAACACACACAAACGAAAAACGAAAAAUCCCGCUUCCGUUACAAUUUGUCUUAGAUAUAAAGUCCAACAUACUUAUAUAAAAAAUGAAUACACGUGUUGAUAGUUCUCACAUGUAUGAAGUUGUCCUGCAGCUAGUAAACGCAUGUUUGUUGAUUAGCCUGUAAUAAUUUCGGUCACUUAAGAUCGAAAAUAAUAUGUAUAAAUUUAAAAAUUAUAAGCCUCGAGUUUUCCAAAUGGUUCAAGUAUAAAUUUAACGGAAGCAUUCAAUAUGAGAAAAUGAAGGCAAAGGAAAAGGAGAGCAAAUCUGAAUUCUAUAAAACAACAUUUAAUAUUAACUAUAUAAUUAAAUGAAAUAUUAUGAAACUUAUACAAUUAUAUUUAGAUUAUUACGAUAUACUGUAAAUAAACGCGAAAAAACCAAAGGAA
Molecule: messenger RNA, 2980 nt
Organism: Bactrocera oleae (olive fruit fly)
Lineage: Eukaryota; Metazoa; Arthropoda; Insecta; Diptera; Tephritidae
Product: type 1 phosphatidylinositol 4,5-bisphosphate 4-phosphatase
Biological process (GO): phosphatidylinositol dephosphorylation
Cellular component (GO): phagocytic vesicle membrane; lysosomal membrane; late endosome membrane
Molecular function (GO): phosphatidylinositol-4,5-bisphosphate 4-phosphatase activity
Source: RefSeq, a predicted model, not a curated record